CGGCCCGCCCGGAGAGCCAGCCUGGUCCCGGCGCCGCUGCUGCCCGGCUGCUUGUGCUCCUUCCUCCGCACCGUCCGCCGCGUCCCUGUGCCCCGGCAUGCCUCCCAACCUCACCGGCUAUUACCGCUUCGUCUCCCAAGAGAACAUGGACAAUUACCUGCGCGCUUUAGAUAUCAACGUGGUCCUGCGAAAGCUGGUCUGCCUACUGAAGCCGGACAAAGAGAUUAUCCACACGGGAGAUCACAUGGUCAUCCGCACCAUCACCUCCCUGCGGGACUAUGUUAUGGAUUUCGACGUGGGAGUCCAGUUUGAGGAAGACUUGGGACCCGUGGAUGGACGCAAGUGCCAGACAACCGUGUCCUGGGAGGGGGAUCAGCUGGUGUGCGAGCAGCUCGGAGAGAAGAGGAACCGCGGCUGGAGGCACUGGUUGGAGGGGGACCAGCUGCAUCUGCGCAUGACUGCCGAAGACGAGGUCUGCGUCCAGGUUUUCCAGAAGGUGAAGUGAGCGCUCCCCGCAGAGAUGCCCGGGCGGGACCCGCGCUCCCCAGUGCGAGAAAGAAAAAGAAACACGACCUGAUCGAGCCGA
Molecule: messenger RNA, 586 nt
Organism: Melospiza melodia melodia
Lineage: Eukaryota; Metazoa; Chordata; Aves; Passeriformes; Passerellidae
Gene: RBP5
Product: retinol binding protein 5
Exons: 4
Coding region: 98-505 (135 amino acids)
Biological process (GO): fatty acid transport
Cellular component (GO): cytosol; nucleus
Molecular function (GO): fatty acid binding
Source: RefSeq, a predicted model, not a curated record